Molecule: messenger RNA, 2825 nt
Organism: Fragaria vesca subsp. vesca
Lineage: Eukaryota; Viridiplantae; Streptophyta; Magnoliopsida; Rosales; Rosaceae
Product: glutamate receptor 2.7-like
Exons: 5
Coding region: 1-2760 (919 amino acids)
Cellular component (GO): plasma membrane
Molecular function (GO): ligand-gated monoatomic ion channel activity; signaling receptor activity
Source: RefSeq, a predicted model, not a curated record
AUGCAAGUUCAGAUUGGCGUUGUUCUUGAUGACCUUAAUUCAGUGAGAGGCAAGACUUUGCUGAGCUGUAUCAAAAUGGCUGUUUCAGACUUCUAUGUUCAUCAUCCUUUCUACAAGACUAGGCUGGUCUUGAACACUAGGGACUCGAAGAAGAAUGUUGUCGCUGCAGCUGCCUCAGCGUUCGAGCUGAUAAAGAACGAAGAAGUGCGAGCCAUAAUUGGGCCAGUGACAUCAAUGGAGACAAGCUUUGUUAUCAAUCUUGGAGACCAAACUCAUGUGCCAAUCAUAUCAUUUUCUGCAACAAGUCCUUCUCUUACUUCGCUCCGCAGCUCCUAUUUUUUCCAAUUUGCUCAGAAUGACACAUCCCAAGUGAAAGCUAUAAGUGCGGUUAUCAAAAGCUUCGGGUGGAGACUAGUUGUGCUCAUGUACAUAGACACUUUUUAUGGGGAGGCAGUCACACCGUUUUUAACCGAUGCCCUUCAAGAAGUGGGUGGUGCUGUCUCCUACCGGAGUGUCAUUUCCCCCUCUGCAACCGAAGAUCAAAUUGCGAAAGAGCUUUACAAGUUGAUGACCAUGCAAACUAGAGUCUUCAUUGUCCAUAUGACAACCGAUCUAUGCUCCAAGGUAUUUGCCAAGGCAGAAGAGAUUGGAAUGAUGGCUGAAGGCUAUGUUUGGUUAACCACCAAUGGGAUCACUAAUCGUUUAGCUUCAAUGAAUACUUCAGUCAUCAAUUCCAUGAAUGGAGUUAUAGGUGUACAGACUUAUGUCCAGAAAACAAGAAAGCUGGAAGAGUUCAAGCUCAGGUGGAAAAGGCAGUUCCAAAACGACUAUCCAGACAUCCUUGGUGCUGAAUUGGAUGUUUACGGAUUGUGGGCUUAUGAUGCUACAUUUGCCAUAGCAAUGGCAGUUGAACAAGUGAUGGGAACUCCUACAAGUAGUUUUGGUUUCCAAAAGCCAAAUGCCUCAAACGAGUCCACAGAUAUUCUUGGGAGGUUUCCCAUUUCUCCAUAUGGUCCAAAACUUUGCAAAGCACUAUCAGCUACUAGAUUCCUAGGCAUUGCAGGAGAAGUCAUGCUCAUUGAUGGGCAGCUUCAAUCAUCCAAUUUUCGGAUAAUUAAUGUCAACGGCCAUGGAGCAAGAACAAUAGGAUUUUGGAAACCGAAACAUGGACUUGUGAGCAAAAUGAGUUCCCCAAAUACCACACGCCAUCUUGGACCGGUUAUAUGGCCAGGAGAGUCUCUCUCUGUUCCCAAAGGGUGGGAGAUCCCAACAAAGGGGAAAAAGUUGAGAAUAGGAGUUCCUGUUAGGGAUGGGUUUACUGAGCUAGUCAAGGUAACUACAGAUCCGACCACCAACACUACUGAUGUUACCGGAUUCAGUAUUGAAGUGUUCAAGGCCGUAGUUGACAUGUUACCAUAUGCUCUUCGUUACGAGUUCAUUCCCUUUGCAAAGCCUGAUGGCACCAGCGCUGGCACUUACAAUGACUUGUGCUAUCAAGUAUAUCUUGGGAAUUUUGAUGCCGUGGUCGGAGAUACAACAAUUCGAGCAAACAGGUCACUGUAUGUGGACUUUACAAUGCCUUAUGCAGAAGCCGGUGUCGUAAUGGUUGUGCCGGUCAUAGACACAAACAAAAGAAGUGCAUGGGCUUUCUUCAAGCCAUGGGGUUGGGACCUUUGGCUUGCAACUCUGAUUUCCUUGUUGUUGAUAGGUUUUGUGGUUUGGGUCGUUCAACAUCGAACUAAUGAAGAUUUCCAAGGCAUUACCGCACGUCAAGAAGUUGGCAAUGUUAUAUGGUUCGCCUUCUCAACCAUGGUUUUUGCUCAACGAGAGAGAGUGGAUACCAACUUGGCUAGAUUUGUUAUGAUAAUAUGGCUAUUUGUCGUGCUAGUACUGACAAUUAAUUACCAAGCAAGUCUAACCUCAAUAUAUACGGUUGAAAAACUCGAGCCAACUGUGACCGAUAUCAAGGAUCUAUUGAGGAAGGGGGAAACGAUCGGCUACAUACCAGCUGCUUAUACUUACGAGAUGUUGAAGCAAAUAGGUUUUACAGAUUCCAAGCUCAUGGCUUUGGGAACUAUUGAAGCAAUUGAUGAUGCUCUUUCGAAAGGGAGUGCAAACAAUGGCAUUGCUGCUUUUGUUGAUGAAACUCCCUACAUGAAGCUUUUCCUUGCAAAAUACUGCAACAAAUAUACUAUGGUUGCGCCCAUAUUUAAAACCGAUGGUCAUGGCUUUGUAUUUCCAAAACGCUCUCCUCUUCUACCCGAUGUUUCGCAGGCAGUCCUAAAUGUCACCGGAGGAGAAAAGAUAAUGAACAUUGAAAACAGAUGGUUCAAGAAAAACAGCAAGUGUCAUGACUUGACCAACCCAAGAGUUUCUAGCAAUAGACUUGAUUUUGAAAGCUUCCGGGUCUUAUUCUUCACAACUUUGGUGGCUUCAGGAGUGGCUCUGAUCCUCUACAUAGUUCGGUUCAGUUACAAGUAUAGCGACGUUUGGAGAUCUGAAACAUCUACGCCUAGAAGGAUUCAAGCCAUGUUGAAAAAGUUUUAUGAAAUAGACCCUUCUAGAAGCAACCGGAUGCCGGAAAGUUCACGACUGCUCGGCCAGGAUUCGAACCGCACAGAUACGAAUUUUGUUUAUUCUUCUGAUUCUGAAGAUGAAAGAGCACCCCCAACUGAUCGAGCGUCUCCGGAAAUAGCUACUGCAUCUGCUGAGUCUCCUGGUGCAGUUCAAGAUCGAAAUGCAAACAACCACAACAGCUGAAACACCUCAAUAGUGUACAAAUUCAGUGAAAUGUAGCAUUGUAUACAUACAACAGUCUAGAUCGA